AUGAAAGUGCUAAUUGUUCUUGAUGACGUGGACAGAAGGUUUAAUCUCACAGAACUCAUAGGAGAGCUCGAUACAGAUAUGAAAAAGAUCUUCCAACAUUUGAUCAGACUUUCGAAGUUCCAGAGCUGUGUCGAUGGGAAGUUCAGCUGCUUUUCUCCAGUUAUACAGAUGCAAAUUUCCGUCCUUUUAAUGAACUUGCCGCUGAAAUUAAACACUUCAAAAGUUGCUGUAUGGACAGAAAAGCUGAUGAUAAGUUAUGAAGCCUUGGAUGCCCCGCAAAAACAGAUGUUUCUUGAUAUAGCAUGUUCAGUCAAUGGAGAGGAUCUGCGGAUUGCAUCGAACAUGUGGCAUGAGUUCAGCACAUCUCAUUUAUCUGGAGGAAGUGAAUACCGGCAUUUAUUGUCCCUUAUAAAAAUCGGAGAUGACAAUGAGUUGUGGAUGCAUGAUGAACUACGAGAGCUAGGAAGACAACUACUUGCAUGUCAAGGUGGUGACACAGAUUUCCAGAUGGAAAUUAAACCUCAGACAACAAACAAGUAG
Messenger RNA from Punica granatum (pomegranate), 540 nucleotides. The record is from RefSeq and is a predicted model, not a curated record. Lineage: Eukaryota; Viridiplantae; Streptophyta; Magnoliopsida; Myrtales; Lythraceae.